Molecule: messenger RNA, 7120 nt
Organism: Cavia porcellus (domestic guinea pig)
Lineage: Eukaryota; Metazoa; Chordata; Mammalia; Rodentia; Caviidae
Gene: Rfx7
Product: regulatory factor X7
Exons: 9
Coding region: 1-4362 (1453 amino acids)
Biological process (GO): regulation of transcription by RNA polymerase II
Molecular function (GO): DNA-binding transcription factor activity, RNA polymerase II-specific; RNA polymerase II cis-regulatory region sequence-specific DNA binding
Source: RefSeq, a predicted model, not a curated record
AUGGCUGAAGAGCCGCAGCCGCCGCAGCCCGACGCCCGCCCGCAGCCUGCCCCCGGCCCGGGCCCGGCCCUGCCCGCGCUCGUGCCCGGGCUGCCGGGGCCAGAGGCCAGCGCGCUGCAGCGCAAGAUCCAGAGCUCCAUCUGCAAAACUGUACAAUCUAAAGUGGACUGCAUUUUGCAAGAAGUUGAGAAGUUUACAGACCUAGAGAAACUCUACCUCUACCUUCAGCUGCCUUCUGGUCUCAGCAAUGGAGAGAAAAGUGAUCAGAAUGCCAUGUCAUCUAGUCGGGCACAGCAAAUGCAUGCCUUUUCUUGGAUUCGGAAUACUCUAGAGGAACAUCCUGAGACUUCACUGCCCAAACAGGAAGUCUAUGAUGAAUAUAAGAGCUAUUGUGACAAUCUUGGUUACCAUCCAUUAAGUGCUGCCGACUUUGGAAAGAUCAUGAAAAAUGUCUUCCCAAACAUGAAGGCACGUCGUUUGGGCACUAGAGGCAAAUCUAAGUAUUGCUACAGUGGACUAAGAAAAAAGGCUUUUGUUCACAUGCCUACACUGCCCAAUCUUGAUUUUCAUAAAACUGGAGAUGGGUUGGAAGGAGUUGAACCUUCCGGGCAGCUUCAAAAUAUUGAUGAGGAAGUUAUCUCUUCUGCUUGUCGUCUUGUGUGUGAGUGGGCCCAGAAGGUGUUAAGCCAGCCAUUUGACACAGUCUUGGAAUUAGCCCGCUUCCUUGUAAAAAGUCACUAUAUAGGCACGAAAUCAGUAGCAGCUCUAACUGUAAUGGCAGCAGCAUCAGCAGGAAUUACAGGAAUUACCCAGCCUUCUGCUUUUAUACCUACAGCUGAAAGUAAUUCCUUUCAGCCUCAAGUGAAGACUUUGCCAUCUCCUAUUGAUGCUAAACAGCAGUUGCAACGGAAAAUCCAAAAAAAGCAGCAGGAACAGAAACUACAGUCUCCUUUGCCAGGAGAGUCCUCAGCAAAAAAAUCAGAAGGCACUACAGCCAAUGGAGUAACUAAUCUUUCUAAUGGAAACCCUGCAAUCCUUUCUCCUCAGCCCAUUGGUAUUGUCGUAGCAGCUGUCCCUAGUCCCAUUCCGGUCCAGCGGACAAGACAGUUGGUAACUUCACCAAGUCCAAUGAGUUCUUCUGAUGGCAAAGUUCUUCCUCUCAAUGUGCAGGUGGUCACACAGCACAUGCAGUCUGUGAAGCAGGCACCAAAGACACCUCAGAACAUCCCAGCCAGUCCUGGUGGAGACCGCUCUGCUCGACAUCGCUACCCUCAGAUCUUACCCAAGCCUGCCAACACCAGUGCCCUCACCAUCCGCUCCCCCACUACCGUCCUCUUUACCAGCAGUCCCAUCAAGACUGCCGUGGUGCCCGCCUCACACAUGAGCUCUCUAAAUGUGGUGAAAAUGACAACCAUCUCCCUCACUCCCAGCAACAGCAGUGCCCCUCUUAAACACUCUGCUUCGGUCAGCAGUGCUCCAGGGACAGCAGAAGAGUCAAGGAGUGUUCCACAGAUCAAGAAUGGUUCUGUUGUUUCUCUUCAGUCUCCUGGACCCAAGACCAGUAGCACUAGGGGGACAUCCGCAGUAGAAGUUAAAAUGGAACCCGAAGCAUCGUCUGAUGAGCAUCCUGUACAGUGCCAAGAAAACCCUGAUGGAGCUAAAGCUCCCCAAACAACAUCUGGUACCCUUUUGGGGCAGAAAAGUAACACAGAUGAAGGAGUGCAAAAACCUUCAUAUGAAAGUGUUACUGAAGUAAAAGCAACUAAGGUCUGUGACCAGAGGACAAAAUGUAAAAGUCGCUGUAGUGAAGUUCUGCCAGGUACAUCAGCAGGCAGCAAUCAGAGCACUAUUAUGCCCUCAGUUGAUACUCAGAACUUAACUUUCACCAGCACCAAUUCGCCAACUCAUGGUGACUCAAUAAAUAAAGACCCUAAAUUAUGCACUAGAAGUCCAAGAAAACGACUGUCUUCAACAUUACAAGAGUCCCAGGUGCCUCCUGUGAAGAAACCAAUUGUGGAACAGCUUUCUGCAGUUACUAUAGAAGGUCAGAAACCAGGCAGUGUUAAGAAGGACCAGAAGGUUCCACAUUCAGGGAAAACAGAACGAUCAGCAGCAGGUGCUCCGGUUCCUAACAAAGUAUCAGUUAGUGUCAGUUCACACAUGGUGGAAAAUCAACCCUUGAAUUCUACUCUUACUAGCAGUGAUUCAGCUCUGGAACAGCAGACACCAUCAUCAUCUCCUGAUACAAAAGUAAAACUUGAAGGGAGUGUCUUUCUCAUGGAGAAUGAUUCAAAAUCAGACAUCAGCUUUCAUCCAAAUGAAUGGCCACAAGUCACUAAGGAUUCUGAGUUUAUAUCUGCCGGCUGUGAACAACAGCAGGAUAUCAGUGUUAUGGCAAUUCCAGAGCACCCUGAUAUCAAUGAUUUAGAGAAGUCAGUUUGGGAAUUAGAAGGAAUGCCACAAGACACGUAUAACCAACAGCUCCAUGGCCAGAUACAAGAACCUUCUCUGAAUCAAAUACAAGCACAGUCUUCAGAUCAGUUACCUCUGCAGUCUGAACUGAAGGAGUUCGAGCCUUCUGUUUCCCAGACAAAUGAAAGCUACUUUCCUUUUGAUGAUGAACUCACACAAGACAGUAUUGUGGAAGAGCUGGUGCUUAUGGAACAGCAAAUGUCCAUGAACAAUUCCCAUUCUUAUGGUAACUGUUUGGGAAUGGCUCUUCAGAGUCAGUCAGUGACUCCAGGAGCUGCAAUGUCUUCUCAUGCCUCCAGCACUCACUUCUAUCAUCCAAUCCAUAGCAAUGGCACUCCAAUCCAUACACCCACACCCACUCCCACUCCUACCCCAACACCAACACCAACUCCAACCCCAACAUCUGAAAUGAUUGCUGGUUCUCAGAGUCUGUCACGGGAGAGUCCUUGCUCCAGGCUAGCCCAGACCACACCUGUGGAUAGUGCUUUAGGAAGUAGCCGACACACACCCAUUGGUACUCCACAUUCAAACUGCAGCAGUAGUGUCCCUCCCAGCCCUGUUGAGUGCAGGAAUCCAUUUGCAUUCACCCCAAUAAGCUCCAGUAUGGCAUAUCAUGAUGCCAGCAUUGUCUCAAGCAGUCCUGUGAAACCAAUGCAAAGACCUAUGGCCACACACCCUGAUAAAACCAAGCUUGAAUGGAUGAAUAAUGGGUAUAGUGGAGUUGGCAAUUCGUCAGUUUCUGGCCACGGCAUUCUCCCAAGCUACCAAGAACUGGUGGAAGACCGUUUCAGGAAACCUCAUGCUUUUGCUGUGCCUGGACAGUCUUACCAGUCUCAAUCCAGACAUCAUGACACACAUUUUGGUCGUUUGACUCCUGUCUCUCCGGUGCAGCAUCAAGGUGCCACUGUAAAUAACACCAACAAACAGGAAGGGUUUGCAGUUCCUGCCCCUCUUGACAAUAAAGGAACUAAUUCAUCUGCCAGCAGCAACUUCAGGUGCCGGAGUGUGAGCCCUGCGGUCCAUCGCCAACGUAAUCUUAGUGGAAGCACUCUCUAUCCAGUAUCUAAUAUCCCACGAUCUAAUGUGACCCCCUUUGGAAGUCCAGUAACCCCAGAAGUCCAUGUUUUCACAAAUGUUCACACAGAUACGUGUGCCAACAACAUUGCUCAAAGAAGUCAGUCGGUUCCAUUGACAGUCAUGAUGCAGACAGCCUUCCCAAAUGCUCUUCAAAAGCAAACAAAUAGUAAAAAAAUAACCAAUGUUUUGUUGAGUAAACUUGAUUCUGACAACGAUGAUGCAGUAAGAGGUUUGGGAAUGAACAACCUGCCUUCUAAUUACACAGCCCGGAUGAAUCUCACACAGAUUUUGGAAACUUCCACUGUUUUUCCUAGUGCCAACUCACAGAAUAUGAUUGAUUCCAGCACUUCUGUUUAUGAAUUUCAAACACCAUCUUACCUCACCAAAAGUAAUAGCACCGAUCAGAUCAGUUUUUCUCCUGGAGAUAAUCAAGCACAAUCUGAAAUUGGAGAGCAACAAUUAGAUUUCAGUAACACUGUUAAAGACCUGUUGAGUGGGGACAAUUUGCAAACCAGCCAACAGCUGGUAGGUCAGGUAGCAUCUGAUCUCACCAAUACUGCAUCUGAUUUCUCUAGUGAUAUCAGGUUGUCAUCUGACCUCUCAGGCAGUAUCAAUGAUUUGAACACCUUAGACCCAAAUCUACUGUUUGAUCCAGGGCGUCAGCAGGGACAAGAUGAUGAAGCUACACUGGAAGAAUUAAAGAAUGACCCAUUAUUUCAACAAAUUUGCAGUGAAUCCAUGAACUCUAUGACUUCAUCAGGUUUUGAAUGGAUAGAAAGCAAGGACCAUCCUACUGUUGAAAUGUUGGGUUAAAUUGUGUUUUAUAAUAUGUAGCACACUGUAUCUAAAGACAUAUGUAUUGUAUUUGUCUUAAUGGAAGUGCCUCCCGCAGCAGAAACACUUAAUAUUAAUUGUGACAUUUGAAAAGCGUUUGCUGCAGAAGUGGUUUCUUCAGUAGGAAAUGGUUAGACUUGCCUCAGUUCUUAACAAGUUUCUGAAGACAGUAGGCUGUAGAAGUAUUAGGUUUUAAAUUUUGUAACCUUCCCCAUUUAAUCACAUUGUUUGCUAGUACAGAAUCCACCGUCCAUCUUUUACAAAGGCAGUCUAGAUCUUUAUUUUGUAUAAGUUUAUUUCAAUUUUGAUCGCAGAAUUUAGAAGAAACCGUCAGUUUUAGGGUGGGGGCUAUUUUGUUGUUACCGUUGGCAUUAUGUUUAAAUAUGAAAUCAUAGCUAAGGUGAACUGUAGGCAAGAGGGUCUUCCUUAAAACAGAUAAUAUUCAGGUUAUUAUAAAUAUUUAGGCUUGAAGCAUAGAGCUACUGUAGGAUGAAAAAUCUCUAGAACUUUCUGGGGUUUUAGUACCAUUUACCCCCACAAUGAAGGGCUUAAAUAGGAGAGAAUAAUGGAAAAUUAAGUAUUAAGGAAAGUAAAAGCUGCACUAAAAUUUCUAAGAAGAAUAAGUAGCCAUUUAUAUUUGUGACUUUGCAUUAGUGUGAUUUUAAAAUGUUAAUUUAAAUGUGGAGCUAACGCAUACAUAGACAUACACAUAACUCCACAUAUCGUAAUUUAAUAGAAUUAAAUACAUUUUAGAAAACUGAUGUAUUAUUCGUUAGUUGAUGGGGCAUUAGAAGGAAAAUAAGAACAUUUUCUUAGUUUCACCACAACAGCUGCAUUUUUGUAUUAAAUAGAAUUCUAUGUAAGAUUUAUUUUGAAUUUUUUUCACUAUAAUAUACAUAUAUUUUUUUUUCCUCCUCAAUUUAGUGGCUGACUUUUGUUCCUCCUGAAUAUAGUCGUGCAAUUUGAUCAUGGGAUCUUUAUGAAAAACAGGCAGGCAGGAGGUAACAUUAAAACCUGAGCAGAAAACAUUUUACCACCUAAGGUCUGAAGCCACAAAUCUUUUUAUCUCUGUUAAAACAAAGGGGAUAAUAAUAGUACUUGAAGAAGAGGAACGUUUUAUUACAUGCUUAAUAAUUUAUUUAUUGUGAUAAAAAUUGUAAAGUACUCAGGAUUUGUUUUAAAAUGUUUCUCUAUGGCUCCCAUUUUGUUUUAUGAAUAUUUAUGAAUUUCAUGUUGACAUACAUCUACUCAGUAGUUGACAGCUCCAUUUAAAUGAGUUUCAAGAUUAGUUUCAAAGAGUUUUUAAAACAUUAAACUUUUAAAGCUAACAUUAAACUAUUUCCUGUGCUACUUUAGACCAGCUGAGCUUUACUUUAAUUCAUAAACUAUUCAGAAAACUAUGAUCAAUGAAUAUUUAGCAUAUGUAAUGAAGGGUUUAAUUUAAUAAGGUUUCAUUGCUCAAUAAAUUUGAAAGUUAGGGUAUUUAACAUUUUGAUAAAUAAAUGGUGCUAGGGUUGAUCAGAGAUUUAUAUUUUAAUAUGUGCUAGUUCAUUGGCAUUUGUGUUUGUUUUCUUGAUUUAAUGAUCUGUUAAGGACUUUUUUUCCUUGAUGUUAUUUCUCACUGUACAUCUGAGACAGCACUACUGCACACCAAAGUAUGCAAUACCCAAAGGAAACUGUGUGAUUUCUUUUAACAAAUGAUGGGAGCCUUUCUAUAUGAGAUACUCUGAAAAGAUUUUGAGGCCAUUCUAAUCCCUUGUUUACACUAUUAGCUUCCUACUAACAUAAAAAUAAUGGAAAUCUUUUUUGAUAAAAACACAAAGACUGGAGGAUUUUUAAUCCCUUGUACAGUAUUGCAGCAAACUCUUUCAAUUUGAUUGAAUUCGUCCAACAAACUUUCUGGGGUUCAUAUAUUGCACUAAAUUUGUUGAACCUGUGGUAGGCACAUCUCUUAGGAUAAAUGCAACCAAUACAGUCCACAGAUUAAACUUUUUAAAUGUGUUUCAUUAUGAAAAGACAAAAUGUCAUCAAAGUGACAGAUACAAUUGUCUUAUGUAGCAAUGUGCAUUGAUCUCAAUGAGAUAUUUCUAUUUCUUAUUCUCUUACAUGAGAAUAUUACAGCAGGAAGAAUUUAGUUUGCUUCACCAUGUUAAUACAUGAUCACAAAUGUGCAUGAGUGUUACUGACUUAUCUUGUACAGUACUAGGUAUUCCUGUAACCACUUUUUUUUUUCUUGGCUGUAUUGAAACUGGUCGUGUUAACCAGACAAGCAUAGUUAUUCACAAGUUAUUUACUUUAUGUUUACUAAUUCUGCUUAGUUGUUGUCAAGUAUGUUCUUUUCUCAGAUUAUUUUCAUUGUUCUCAUGUUUAAAACAUUUUGCAUACUGUUUAUCAUGAUGAGACUUCAUGAAGUAAAUAAUUUUGCAUAUAGUUGCAAUAAGCACUGACUUUUGAACUGAAAAGAAGGAAAGUGUUUUUUGUGCAGUGCAUCUGAGGUUCAAAUAAUAGUCUUGUUCUGCAAUGUGCUUUACUACACCAUAAAUGACAAAAACAAGCCCUGUUUCAUGUUUUCAUUUAGUGCAGAAAGUCAAAUUUCCCCCAGUGUUUUGUCUGUUGUACCUGCUGAAACUACAGUAGUUGAAUAUUGCAGUAGCAUUUCAGUUCUCUUUUUUAUUAAAAGUGUUCAAAGUUGUUUUUUAAAUGUUUUCAAAAACAAUUAAAAACAUUUUAUAUUAAA